UGUCCCCGUGCGGCUCCACCUUAUGCCCGGUCUCUCCCAGCGGACUACAACAUCGCGUAUCUUGGCCUUUGAUACUCCCAAGUUGAGCUGCUACGUGCGAACAAGACCUUGACGACGUUUCAGCGGCGGGGGAUGCAUUUGUCCACGCACCGAAUGGGCACGCGAAUAUAAGGAUCGGGCUCAUUGCCAUCUCAAUGUACUUAUCAUCAAGACAAUAUCACAAGCUCUAGUUUCCAGUCACUUCAAGCCUACUACAUCAUUCAGCUUCAACAUCCAAACUUCCAACCUAACCCCAGUAUCAAUCUCAAGCCCAAGUACAACUUGAUCACCAGCAUGUCUACAACAACGAUCCGCAAGUCUUUGAUCGAAAGUUUCGGCGAUGCCUCCCACGUCUCCGUUAUCACAACGGAACUCGGUCCUCCAAGCGCUCAUGAAGCUCAAGUCAAAGUUCUUUACUCGGGAUUUGGCGGCUCAGACAUCGCCAUGCGUGUGGGCGGCUACCCCAACCAGAAAGCAGCUCCACUCACUACCGGCUACAGCUGCAUCGGCACAGUAACUCUCAACGGGGCCAAAAGCUCAAAGUUCCCAGUUGGAAGUCUCGUAGGCUGCCUCUGCGUGUAUGAAGGGCAAGCCGAGCUCGUCAACUUGCCGGAGAAAUACUUGAUUCCGAUCCCCACAGGCGUCGACCUUAAGCAAGCCGUAGCUCUGAUACUCGAUUGGACAACCGCAUACGGCAUGGUGUUCCGCAGUGGCAAAGUCAGCAGAGGGCAGCGCGUCUUCGUUCACGGCCUCAGUGGCUCAGUCGGAUUUGCGCUGCUUACGUUAUGUAAGAUGCAAGGCGCAGAGGUCUAUGGUACAGCGUCCGAGUACAACCACGCCGCUGUGCGCGCAGCAGGUGCAAAUCCAUUUGUAUACACCGACAAAAACUGGAUCAUGGCUAUGAACAGUAUCGGCGGUGCGCAUGUUGUCUUUGACCCGCUGGGCUUCGAGUCGUAUGACGAGAGCUGGGAGAUCCUAGCACCUGAAGGCGGUAAAUUGAUCGGCUACGGCGGAAACUACGCGAUCCUGAAUGGUGGCAAGCAGAGAAGUCCCUGGCCACCAGUAGCGAAGCUGAUGGCCAAGAACUUGAACGUGUUUUGUCCCAACAGCACUGCGUUUUUCUACAUUGAUAGAGAUCAAAGCACAUUUGAGCCGGAGCUCAAGGCUCUGCUAGAGAUGCUGAAGAAUGGUGAGAUCAAGGUGCCGAUCCGAAAAUUGUGGACGUUGGAAGAAGUGCCGGAGGCGCAUCGGAUGUUCAACAAAGGGGCUGGUGUCGGGGCCGUGGUUAUUCAGGUGGCGAGCGAUGUCGAUGCUUGAGCAAGAUUUUGAUCUCUCUAAUAUAUAUAACUUAUUCAUGGCUAGAGCUUUCUGUCGGGUGUCCGCGUUGUAUUGACGUAUAUCAGGUCAUUCGUAUCUCAAUAGUCGCUUAUUUUACAAUCUCUUGUCUUGAGCUGAUGCUUCCUGAACGAUUGU
Messenger RNA from Boeremia exigua, 1512 nucleotides. RefSeq names its product zinc-binding dehydrogenase. Gene Ontology annotation, cellular component: mitochondrion. Gene Ontology annotation, molecular function: oxidoreductase activity. Lineage: Eukaryota; Fungi; Ascomycota; Dothideomycetes; Pleosporales; Didymellaceae. Bases 334 to 1356 code for a protein of 340 amino acids. The record is from RefSeq and is a predicted model, not a curated record. The transcript has a single exon.